Pezoporus occidentalis (night parrot) is the source of this 5607-nucleotide messenger RNA. It is a transcript of the gene RGS21, whose product is annotated as regulator of G protein signaling 21. The transcript has 4 exons. The coding region runs from base 4795 to 5208 and encodes 137 amino acids. The record is from RefSeq and is a predicted model, not a curated record. NCBI's taxonomy places the organism in Eukaryota, Metazoa, Chordata, Aves, Psittaciformes, Psittacidae.
AGAAGAAAAACUUGAGUUUCCUGCAUAAAAACAUAUAAGAUGCCACUUGAUAAUAUCUACUGUGUAUCGUUGGCCUGUAUUAUUUGGGACAGGGUCUCAUCACAGUUAGAAUCUAUAUACCUAGCCUUUGCACAUAUUUAUGAUCUAUGUUUCUGCAAUAUUUUCUACACUAAGCACAGAGUAUUUGUGGUAUUUUCUCAUACUGCAAAACACAUACGAACUUUAUUAGGUAUAAUGUAGAGUUACAGGGAUUUUUUUCUACAGCAGCUGCGUAAUUAAAAUUUAGCUAUUGCAUAUUUUAAGAGGAACAUAAUAUCUUUAAUUUUUGUGGUACAAUUUGUACUGUUUUCUUAUUACAUGUGUCUCUUUGUAUUUAAGUUAUGCUGUAUUUAUUAGUUUAGCCAUCAAAUAAUUGUAUUCUAGGUUUUUGCAACCAAACGAGUAGCAACAGAGACCCAAGAAUGCUAUUUUAACACAAUGUGUGUCAUUAAAUAUCAGGUCACAUGGAUGUGUAUAUGUAUAUAUAAUAGUCCUACUUUUAUUUGCAAACAUUUAUGGUAUACCAACUUUGUUACUAAGCUUUGUUCUAAACUUUUUUCUGACUUUUAUUUUGAAAAAUAAUCUGAAAAUUAACAGCUCUUGGACUCAGGCAGAAUAACCUUCAGUUCUACUGGUCAUUACUUUACUCUCCAUGGUUAUAGAGGAGGAAGGAGAAAUCUCCCUUUAACUUCAGUAGUAAACUGAAGUCAGAUAUGUCAUUUUCACAGUCAGUAUACAGUGUCUUCUUUCAGAAUUGAUGCAGACAUAUCUUGAAGCAUGGGAAAGCUUUUAAAAUCUUAGACAUUGGUUCAGUUAACAAGUGGCUGCAGGAUUUAGUUGUAACUAUGACUUGUAUAUUCAGUCGCUUUUCAUGGAGUUUUAAGAUAUUUCCCUUCUCUUCCCUCUUUGUAAGUUGUCGAAGUGAAGAGGUGCAGUUCCUGAGGAUGAAAAGUUGUGUUCAUUACUAAUUCAGGGUAUAUAUGAACUGCUUGAUCUGAGGCUUCCCCUGUCUGCUUUACUAACUUUCAAUAAAUCCUAAGUGAUCUACUUAAAAAGUUGUCAGGAUUCAGUUUGUCACUAGUGCAUUGAUGAGUAAAACAUGAAGACUUCACUUACAGUUCAAUACCAGUUGUAAUUGUUGCCAUUUCAAUCCGGUGUUACUGUGCAGAGACCCGGACUCACCAGGAAACACUGCUGAGCUGCAGUGUCCUGACAACCAUCUCCAAGCUCUCAGCUUUACCCUGGGAAGAGACAGGAAACACUUUUGCAGCUGUGAGGAGUAUGAUCCUUGCUGGUUUAUUCCAUUAUCCUUCCCUGAUCCCAAAACUCCAGACACAUGCUAUUUCUAACUGUGUAAGCAGUCAGAACCUCUGCACAGUGAUUCAGGAAUAAAUAAAAUGUUUUUAGUAAUGUUGAUAAUGUGUUUCAGUCUCUAUCAAUAUCAAAUGCAGCUUUGGAGCUUCUCGGCACCAUUUUUUACAAACUGCACUCCUGUUGUCAUUGUCACACAUGUCACAUGAAUGAGUGAAUACAGUGAAAAGCAACUUCCUAACACAAUUUCAUGGCUUGAAGUCAGUAUGUUCUUCUGGAUAGAUUAUUUAUCCCUGCUCUUUGACUGUCCCUGUGUCAUGAAUCAGUUCUGCACAAAUGAUCCUGUUUCAGAUUAGGGCAUCUCUAAUCAUAGAAUCAACUAGACUAAUAUGUCUGAAUGCCAGGUUUUGCAGGUAUUUAAAAUAUGCAAGUUCCUAUGUUCUAUAUUACUAACUUUGUUAGAGAAAGAGAACAGGUUUGAGGACAUCUGCAGCUAGAUUCUCCCCUGGUGUGAUUAUGUUUCUUCAUACCAGCUGAGAAUCUGCACCUUUAAUCUUGCCAUUGAUCAAAUAAUUAAAAAAAAAAAUACGUAAUACUAUUCUAAAACCCAAACAAAUGACAAAUAUAGUACCUUGAGUAACACUUUUACUUCUUAGCAAAAAACCAGCUGUUAUUCAAAAGGGUCUGUAAUGAUAAAUUUAUGUCAGCAGGCACCCUUUGUUUCAUUUCACUGACACAUGGAAAGUUUUCUUUAUCUCCAGGGAGGCCUUCCUCAAAACCAUCAGUCUUGUGGUACUGACAGUGCUGGUCCCUCUUAGGAGUUUUAUGAUGAAAACAAACAAGAUAUUUCUGGUAGCUGUUUAUGCAUGUAUGGUUUUCAAAGAUAAUUAUGAACUGUAGCUGAAUUUACAGCAUACGAAUGUCAUGGGAACUGCUGUAAAAAGAAAGUCAAGAUAAAUUCAGAGAAAGGAAAGCAGAGGGCACAAAGAUAAACUAAAAUGACAUAUUUAGCUGGCAAAGGGUUUUUUCUAAAAGAGGGUCCUUUUAGUGGGAGAAAAUGAGUGCUCUACCACUUAGUUCUCUACUGUAGUUCUAGAAGAUGAACUAAGCAUAGAUUUAGUACAAGUCUGUGAUGCUGUCCCAAGGUUGAAUUAGAUGGGAUUGAUCAGACUAAGGGCUACCCCUGCACAGGUGGGUUUAUGGUAUGAACCUUAGAGUAGUGCCAGAGAGCAUGGUCGGGCUUCUCUAGCUUUGGCAGAAUCAAUGCCAUAAUUAUGUAAACCUUCUUGUUUAGCUGACCUAGUACAAAUAACACAUACACAAAACCAAUCAUCAAGAAUUUUUACUGGGGAUUAUUUUCUGUAGCAGCUUUUUAGAUUUGUAUGUGCCAUUCAGCAUCCAGUAAGAGCGCUCAAAAUACUCAGCUCUCAAAAUAUUCCUCUUACCAACAUAACUCACUGUACAUGCACACUUCACUUUACUCCUUAUGAACAUGAAGUCAUCAUACCCAAAGUACAAGGGAAAUAAUCUGCUGACCUGUGUAGCACAAAGGUUUGUCUCCUGCUUCAAUACUUAAAUCUUAUUAGAUGCUUUAAACCAGCUGAAUUAUUAUCUGCUCUUCCUGUUUAACCGCAGGGAGAUGGAAAUUCACAGACACAUUAUCUUCUUUGGCUUUUGGAAUUUAAUAUUGUGCAAAAGAAAGCUGUAUUAAUUUUUGAUUUGACAAGAAACAAGAGGAAUGCAAUCUAAGAUCAAGAAUCUAAAAGAAACAGAUUUCCAUCUUCUGUUGAAGUUGGCAGUCAGUAAUAUGGCUCUUAGAUGCCUUUACAUGCUACGGCUUACAAGAGACUCACAAAAGUCAGAUCAUUUUUCUCCCCUUUUUUUCCCCAGCUGCUCAGCCUGCCUUAAUUAGGUACUGCUUUGAAUGCAGUUCCCUCUCUUUACCACCCAUACUGCCAAAAAACCUCAACUGAGAAAAAAAAAAAAAAAAAGCAUAAAAUCAUCAUCCUCUCCUCAGUGAUUCAUAUGCUCAUGAACGUACGCCUGGCUUAGGUGCUUGUCCUGGAUCCCGCUCUGUAAUUUGCAUUUUAGUCAAAUGCCUCAAUCAAAUGCCUGUGUGGCUCUAUGCCAAAGAUAAACAUGUAUUUCCUCUAUACAGCAUCCAGGUUGCUUCCAUUCCUACUUUUGUCUUGCUAGUGUCUUGUUGUCAUCUUCCACUUUUUGUAUUCAAUUCAUUUAGGGCUGGACUCGAAAGCUCCCUCUGGUUUUAUACUAAAGCUUUUCUCUCUCCUUUCCUAAAUAGCAUCUGUUUGCCUAACUUCCUCAUAAAUCUUACAACAGGUUAUCUAGACACCAAGAUUUACAGUCUAGCCUCUAUCAUUGCCUUCUCUGUGAAACGUAACUAAAAUUAACUAGCAUGAAAUAAAAUUCCAUGGAAGUCAAUUUAGAGUUUUCAAACAGGACAGAAGAUUAAGCUGAAGCCUAACGUAAGGACAACCCUGAGCUGUUGUUCCUUCACCAGGCAAUUUGCUUGUAUUUUAGAGGCUCCCAUUUCUUCCCAGCUUUCCAGACUUGUUUUAGAUUUCUGCAGUUAAUGCUACUCCAUAUGAGCUUUCUGAGGCAUAGUGUCUACCUUUCCCAUAUUCUUGCAUUGGUGCAAUUUAUACUUGUCUCAUCAUAAGGUUUUAAUAUGAUCCUAUAUGUUUGUGCUAUAUUGGCUUCUUGUAUGAAGUUUUGUGAAGUGUGAUGCUGUGUAAAAGACAGUGUAUUCAUCCAUAAACUAUGCCAAAUAAUCUGCUAGUUAUUACUAAAUGAGAAUCUUCAAGGUUGUACAUUUUCUUGAGAAAUGUUUCCAUUUCUUCUCUGAUGCAGAUUUGUGUUUGUAUAGUGUUUGCAUAGUACUUGGAAAUCCCAUAUAUGAGGGGCCCAGAAUGCUGUAAAACAUUUUGACAGAUAGUUCUUGAAAUCAAAACAUUUUACCUGAAGGGCAUACUUUGCUUGGGUGGAAAAUAACAGCUCGUUUUCUUACGCAAAACAACUCUGUGGCAUACUGCAGACACACCAAGUUAUUCAUAUGGAAGAAAAAAUAGUGCUGUGAUUAAAAUGUAUUUGCAUCCCGUAUGACAGGCGUUUCUAUGUUACUUAGGAUGCCAGCAGUGCUCAAAUCAUCUUGGCUUCUCCCAUCAUAAGAAAUGCAGCCAAGUCUCUGUGUGCUUGAAUUGCCUGGACCAGCAGAACGUUAACUUUAUUCUUCUGCUGAGCUUACGCUAUACAAAACAACAUUAUCCAAGCAAACCUGGGUGUGGAAUGGAUUGAACAGAGGCCAACUGCUGAAGGGCAGUAACAUACUGAACUUGACCCAGGGGAAACACUAGCACACCAGAACAGCUAUUGGAGAGUGUGACCCUUUUUCUCAUUUCAAUCAGGUCAAACGCUGGGGAAACCAUGGCCUGGUCUGAGUCUGUGGAUACAAUACUAGCUAAUAAAGAUGGCUUGGCAGCUUUUAGGACAUUUUUAAAGUCAGAGUUCAGUGAGGAGAAUGUGGAGUUCUGGCUCGCCUGUGAGGACUUCAAGAAAACCAAGUCCUCGGCUAAGAUCGCUUCAAAAGCCCGAAAGAUUUAUUCUGACUUUAUACAAGCUGAUGCUCCAAAGGAGGUUAAUAUCGACUUCCAAACUAAAACCCACAUCUCUCAGAACAUCUCUGAACCCACUCUCAGCUGCUUUGAUGAUGCUCAGAGGUUAGUCUAUAGUCUCAUGGCAAAGGACUCUUUUCCCAGGUUUCUAAGGUCAGAAGUUUACAAGGAAUUGGUAAAGAAGCAACAGAAUGGAAAUCAGAAGAGAUGGUUCCCAUUUUUUUGAGAAAAUGUCCAAGGGAUUAUGAAUUUGUAUAUGUCUCCCAUUGCAAGUCAGUACAGUUAAUAUUUUAUUAAACUGAUUGUACAAACCAGAUCUAAAUUGCCUUUGACAGCUUGUUUUUAAGUACAAUAGGCACAUGAUAGUUUCUAUUAACAGUGGAGAAAUAGUCAAGAAACAGGAUAGAAUAUGCCAAGACAUUUGAGCUUCCUUUUUAGUGAAGAAGUUUGCCAUUGAAAAUUUUGCCAGUGCUUGCUUUAUCUGUCAAAGUGUUUUCACAUUAAGCAGAAUGUUUUGGGUUUUCUGAUUUGUUAUUCAUUUUUCUGUAGAAGUAUGGCCUCAAAAAUAAAUUUCAGGGGACUUGGAUACAUUUACUCGUUCAUUCAUCAUCUCAUUUGUAAUAUG